This is a messenger RNA of Rhinichthys klamathensis goyatoka, 1668 nucleotides long. RefSeq lists its product as uncharacterized. Bases 375 to 1304 code for a protein of 309 amino acids. The transcript is spliced from 2 exons. The record is from RefSeq and is a predicted model, not a curated record. Lineage: Eukaryota; Metazoa; Chordata; Actinopteri; Cypriniformes; Leuciscidae.
ACUUAGAAUCUGAGGUAAGUCGAGAUGUAAACUGUGUGGGACGGUCUGUAAAGUUAGCUGAGAAAACUGCAAAACUGCAACUGCAGGAUUUACAACCUGAGGUAAGUCUAGAUUUAAUAUGUGAGGGACAAUCUGCACAAUUACCCGAGACAACUACUAUACCGCCACAACAGGACCCACAGUCCGAGGAAAGUCCAGAUUUAAUACUCAAACCUUCAGAAUUGAAUGCUAUCAGCAAACCGCAUUUGGCAACAGGCAGUGAAUCUAGAAGCUCAAUACUGCAAGUUAAAGCAGAUAUAACUUCUGUAAUUCCAGAGGAGACCAGGAUAACAAAGUCUGUAGAGUUGCCUAAGAGUGAAGAACUGCAAAAUCCAAUGACUUAUUUAGAUUCUGGAUCAAAUCAUCCACCCAACCUCAAAUCUGAAGAACACUUAAGGCUGCAGAAUGAUGAGGCCAGUCCAGCGGUGUUAAAGAUAAACUCUGAGGAGCACAAUCCUCAAGAGAAGCUGCCAGAACAGUUUGAAACCAUUGAGCUGUUGAUAUUAGAGGAUUCGGACCCCCAAGAGACAGAGCGGAACAGUUCUGAUCCCAUAAGACCAAGAGCUGCACUGAGCAAAGAAACAAAGUUCAGCAAAACAGAGCCUAUAGAACCAAAAACGGCAAAUGAUAGAAAACGUAAAGAAAAUAAGGUUGGUCAUGAUGUUUACAGUAGGAAUGAGAAGGAAACAUGCCACCCAACAGCUCUGGUUGAGGAGAAACAAGAAGGGGAACAUAUUUGUACAAAUCAAAUGAACAAGAUCCUGCCGGAGGCUAAAUCCAAGCUGGAGUGUCUGGUUAGGAAGCAACCACAUCAAAAAUCAUCCAGAAUUCCUAUUCAAGCAAGAGGAGGGUUAACUAAGUUAACCAUCAGCAAAGCAGACACUCGCUCAUUCGGGCUGCAAGCUCCUAAAGCUGGCUUGCAUAGCAAGCUGCCAUCACUUGGAAAACCACUGGGGCAAAAUAAGCCCAGCCUUACAUUAUUUCCAUCUCCUGAAGAAUUGUCCACAGGAGGAAUUGCUCCAGUUAGGUCAACACUAAUUCCCCAGAGACCCCCUCGGACAGUCCCCUCACCAAACAGUCCCAUCUCUCCCCAAAAACAGCCUCAGGUCCAGCUGAUUGCACCUAGGAUCAGGCAGUCAGACCAGCCAAACGUUUCCAGGAAACGUUCUGCAUCCAUUACAAAAUAUAGCUGCUCUUCUUCUGGAAUUUUAUGUCCAGGACAAGUAAAGAAGCAGGCGUUUAAAGGGUCUCCACCAAGCAACUAGAAUAAGGGAACAAAGUGCAGUUCGAAUUCACGGUUGCAUACUGACUUCAUAAAUGUAAUGAUGUUCAAUAGAAAUCAAAAAGCCACUAUGUUAUUUUAGUAUUUAGUUAAUUGAGUUGUUUUAUUCAUCCCAAUUAGCAAACAGAAUUUCGCCCUCCUACAAUGCACUCAAGCUAACAGGGUUUUCCCUAUACAAACAGGUUUUUCUAAAGUGAAGGUUUUAUGUAAAUUGCAGACACAGACUUUUAGAUAAAGCUUUAUGAUUGUCCCUAAAGCUAUUAAUAUGUAAAUCCUUUAUUUUUCUUAAAUUCAAUUUAUUGUAAAUGAUCAAUUAUGGGCCUCAUUAAAUCAUCACAUAUAGUUCA